UUUCUCCUUACCCACUUCCAUUUCCGUAUUUCUACUUUCCCCAAUCCUCACUUUCCUCUCCCAAACAACUUGUAAUCCUCAAAAACGCGUCCAAAUGAAUCGCCACAUGGCUAUCUCCACUCUUCUCGUCGUCUUCCUUCUCUCGCCGGCCUUCUCUUUCGCCACCGCUCGGAACAGCGGCGGCGGCUUCGAUGGGAUGUUCGAACCUGGUAACGGAUUUGACGACAUACCCGGCUUUGGAAAGGGCUGGGAUAAGGGCAUCAUCGGUGGAGGAUAUGGCGGUGGCUACGGCGGCCCCAAAGGUGGCUACGGGAAGGGCGGCAUCAUAAGGAACACUGUCGUGUGUAAAGAGAAAGGUCCUUGUUACAAUAAGAAGGUGACUUGUCCGGCUAAGUGUUUCUCCUCCUACAGCCGAUCGGGGAAGGGCUUCGGCGGCGGAGGCGGAGGCGGUGGCUGCACCAUCGACUGCACUAAGAAAUGUAUCGGCUAUUGUUAGAGAGGGCUCUGAGUGUUUUUCUUUGACACGGCCGCUGGGUAGCCGGAAAAAAUAUCUAUAACUAGUAAGCUUGUUUUAAUGGGAAGAAAAAAGGCUAUGUAAUGCAGUUUUACCAGACUGAAAUCAUAUAGUAUUAUAAAUAUUAUCAUAAUUAUUAUGGUUUUUCUUGAA
Molecule: messenger RNA, 667 nt
Organism: Cucurbita maxima (winter squash)
Lineage: Eukaryota; Viridiplantae; Streptophyta; Magnoliopsida; Cucurbitales; Cucurbitaceae
Product: eggshell protein-like
Exons: 1
Coding region: 95-496 (133 amino acids)
Source: RefSeq, a predicted model, not a curated record